Penicillium verhagenii is the source of this 1707-nucleotide messenger RNA. RefSeq names its product MDR family MFS transporter. The record is from RefSeq and is a predicted model, not a curated record. Bases 1 to 1707 code for a protein of 568 amino acids. Gene Ontology annotation, molecular function: transmembrane transporter activity. The transcript is spliced from 4 exons. Gene Ontology annotation, biological process: transmembrane transport. Lineage: Eukaryota; Fungi; Ascomycota; Eurotiomycetes; Eurotiales; Aspergillaceae.
AUGAGCUCAACAUUCAUGGUGGAAAAGGAGCGGCAGAACGCAGAAUCUAGCACGCUGUCAUCAAUACAUGUAACCAAUAUUCCGAAUGACCCAGAAAGCCCUGCCCUACCAGAAAAGGUAGAUGCCGAGGAACUCUACCUGGACGAUGAAGCACAGUACCCUCAUGGUAUCAAGCUAUUCAUAAUUGUUGUGGCUCUUGGUAUGAGCAUCUUUUUGGUUGCCCUUGACAUGACCAUUGUUGCGACGGCUAUUCCUAAAAUUACCGAUCAAUUCCACAGUCUUGAUGACGCUAGUUGGUAUGGUUCGGCUUUCCUGAUGACUACUGGAGGCUUCCAAUCAACUUGGGGGAAAAUAUACACAUAUUUCCCGCUGAAAAUCUCGUUCUUGCUUGCGGUUUUCAUUUUCGAGCUUGGGAGCUUGAUUUGUGGUGUAGCUCCAAGUUCCGUAGCACUGAUUGUUGGUCGUGCAAUUGCUGGAAUCGGUGCCGCUGGUAUUGGGAGUGGGGUCUUCAUCAUCAUCGCCUUCGUUGCCAGUCCAAAAAGGCGGCCGCUCUUCACCGGUAUCAUCGGCGCGUCUUACGGUAUAGCCUCGGUCGUUGGCCCCCUUGUUGGUGGUGCAUUCGCCGAUAAAGUAACUUGGAGGUGGUGCUUCUAUAUCAAUUUACCCAUCGGAGGCCUCGCCGCUGUUUUCAUUGGUUUUUUCUUCCAUGCACCUGAUAGCGCCUCGACAGCCAAGGGUACGUUAAAGGAAAAGCUCUUGCAGAUAGAUCCUAUCGGGACGAUCCUUCUAAUCUGUACCAUCAUUUCAUACAUCUUGUCACUGCAAUACGGUGGACAGACGAAGGCAUGGAGCUCCAGUACUGUGAUAGGUCUUCUUGUCGGCUUUCCUAUCAUGACUAUUGCCUUCAUGGCGUGGGAAUGGUUCCAAGAAGAACGGGCUGCGUUUCCGCCGCGCUUGAUGUCAAACUGCCUCAUCCUUGUGAACUCAAUCUACGCAUUCUUUUUCGCAGGCUCGUACUUCAUCAUAGUAUAUUACCUGCCUUACUAUUUCCAGAGCAUUCAAAACGUUAACCCUACUAUGUCUGGUGUACGAAACCUUCCCUUGAUUGUCUCCAUGUCGCUAGCUAUCAUUAUCUCUGGUGGCAGCAUCACCAAAACUGGUCAUACUGCGCCUCUGAUGGUUGUCGGCGGUUUUCUGGCAAUCAUUGGUUCGGCACUAUUGUACUCGCUGGAUAUUGGUACAAGCACAGGCAAGUGGAUUGGAUACCAAAUUGUCAGUGGAGUUGGAUGGGGAUUAGCCUAUCGGGUUCCCAUCAAUGCGGUGCAUGGUGCAGUGGGUCCCAGUGAUAUUGCAACCGUGACAGGUGUUAUCGUCUUCUUUCAAACUGUCGGGGGUGCGGUUUUAGUGGCUGCAGCACAAUCUGCCUUUGUCAACCAGAUUAUUAUCACACUUGCCGCAACUGCAGCGAGCAUCGAUUCAUCCUUAGUGGUUGCGACUGGUGCCAGUGAACUGCGAAAGAUCUUUACAACCGAACAGCUGGCGGCUAUUUUGCCUGCUUAUAUGAAAGGUCUUAAGGUGGCUUACGCUAUUUCGAUCACUGCGGCGGGAAUCGCUUUCUGUGUCAGUCCCUUCAACAACUUUAAGAAAAUUGACGCCCAUGCAGAAGCUCAAGGAUCUCCAAAUGCCCCCGUUGGUGCAGCUAUGUAA